GAUCCUCAACCUCACCACCCCCACCCCCCUGACUUCAGCCAAGCAACGCCAGACUUGGCUUAGUUGACGCUCAUGCCACAUCGCUGGAACCAUACUCCAAAAGAGGGCUUUUCGACGAGACUGAGGGAGACUGCGACCUGACGAGACAUCGAAAUUCAGAGCAGCAAACCUCUGCCAGAGGAUGCCUUCGCUAGAAGUGGACGACUAUGGCGUGACACCCGUCACCUCACUCGUCAGCUUUUUCGAGGAGGCUCUAGAUGCCGCGAGCGCAAUCAAACCGACGUCUGCGAUCGAUCCGCCCAUAGAAGAUGCCGACCUCAAAGCUGUUCUCGAUCACCUGCCCACAGCACUUCUUGCUGGCGAACCACAAGAUGGUGCGACCACGCGUCAGGAUCGACAUCAUCGGUUCGCCGUCAUUGAGACCGCGGCCCGUGGCGUUCUCAGCAACCUCAUCGCACAGGUACCUAUCGACUCAGACGACUUUGUCAAAAUAUGGAACCUUUUCGAUGUACUUCAAUGCCUGUCAGACCGUGGCCAAUGCGAUCCCGCUCUGCUGGUCUGGCUCCUCGAAGACCUCCUCGAUAGCCAGACCAUUCCAGGGUGUCGCAAAAUCUUCGACUACCUCGAGUCGCGGAGGCAACGGAUCAUAUCGAAGAACUUUAACGAGAAGAAACUGGUGAUAUUGAGGAGCUGCAAUGAGCUGCUGCGCCGACUUUCACGAGCUGAAGACACAUCUUUCUCGGGUCGUGUCUUCAUUUUCCUCUUCCAAAGCUUCCCGCUUGGCGACAAGAGCUCGGUCAACCUUAGGGGUGAAUACCAUACUCAAAACGUCACAAUUUACGAUCAAGAUGCGCCAAAACCGGAUGCAGCUGAGGACAAGAUGGACGUCGACUCCGAGGCAACCCCUGCUAAGGAUGGAGAGCGCUCAGGGCCGGGCAAAGCGGUCUCUUUCAGCGACAAGAAAGAAGGCGCGGUCGAGAAGCCGCUGGAUGCUGAUGCACUGUACCCCGUCUUUUGGUCGCUGCAGGAGAGUUUCAACCAGCCCAAGAGGCUCUUUCAGCCAUCCCAUUUUGGUCAGUUCAAAAUCUCGCUGCAGGCCACAAUGGCGGCAUUCAAAGCGAGACCGGUACAGCAAGAGCCAAAGUCUUCAAAACAGGCCGAGGAAAGCAAGCGGGGGCUCAAAAGGAAGAUGAGCUCCGAUAUUGAUGCGAUUGUUGACACAUUCAACCCGAAAUACUUGACGAGUCGUGAUUUGUUCGAGCUCGAGAUUGGCGACUUGUCACUGAGAAGAUACGUCCUAUUCCAAGCGCUCAUCAUCAUGGACUUCUUAUUAUCGCUCUCUCCAAAGGCCAAGGAGGAGUUGCAAUCAGUGCCACAAGUCAACAAAUCUGUGGCUUACCUGGACCAAACUCUCAGCGACGACGACAUCAAGUGGGCUACAACAAUGAAGGCGGACAUAUCCAAGUAUUUGCUGAGCACGACACCUGAUGGUCCCUUCUUCCUGAGGCUCGUCGAGACGGUGCUCAUCCGAGAUAAGAACUGGGUGAGGUGGAAGAUCGAAAAUUGCCCACCAAUUGAGCUCCCUGCCGUCACGCCUCGGGAAUGGGCCGAGACCAUGAGAAGUGCAAAAUCACAGACCACUAACAAGAGACUGCGGAGAGAGGCCAUGGGCUCGCUAUCGCUCGACUUCCUGAGCGACGAACAGGACGCCAGCGCAGUGGAGAAGCUAAAAGAUCCGGAGCGGUACCGGCUACCGGAGCUCGUGAGCUUCAAGCGGAAGAUCCAGGAGGAUGACCUCGAGAUCGAGAUGCCGCUCUCCAACGACUCCAAGGCGACAGCCGUCGAAGGGAAGGCGAGCAAGACCUGGAGGGCACUGCGGAUUGCGAGCAGGUCCAAGUUGGCGGUGUUCGACCAGAUCGAGUCAUACGAGGACAUCAACGUUCUCUUCGAAGAGAAGAAACCUAAGCAGGAGGCGGACGAGGCGGACGUGGCGGACGUGGCGGACGAUGGCCAUGAGAACGGGGAAGCGGAAGACGCUGACGAGGCCAUGGAUGAAGUGAGAGAAGAGGGACCGGAACUCGCUCAUGGGAAUGGCAACAGCGAGGCCACAGAUGUGCCUUCGGAAGUUGCGCCAGCGGGUGUUUCCGCGUAGCGGGCGGCUGUGGCGGCGGCGGCACGGCCGAGAGACUGUAUCAUAUCAUGACAACGCUCAAUUCCCUUACAUGAUACCCUGACAUCAAUAACCGAAGCGGUCCAAUGCGGCUGCUGCGGCCAAAUCUACAAAGCCUUUCAUCUA
Messenger RNA from Diaporthe batatas, 2296 nucleotides. RefSeq lists its product as uncharacterized. The transcript is spliced from 4 exons. The record is from RefSeq and is a predicted model, not a curated record. Gene Ontology annotation, cellular component: THO complex part of transcription export complex. The coding region runs from base 182 to 2152 and encodes 656 amino acids. Gene Ontology annotation, biological process: regulation of DNA-templated transcription elongation; mRNA export from nucleus. NCBI's taxonomy places the organism in Eukaryota, Fungi, Ascomycota, Sordariomycetes, Diaporthales, Diaporthaceae.